CCACUAGCAGUGUUCUUUUAUUUUGAUGAUCCUGUUUCCUACUUAGAUUUUAUGUGACUUUUAUUUUGACAUCAUACUAUCUGCUCACGUGAUUAAUCGCUCACCCGCAUGCUCACGCUCACAUUUGUUCAAUAGAAGACACGAGAAGCUAGCUAGCAAUUUAAUAAAUUAAGAUAAUGGCGGCGGACUUCCCUGGAUUACCACUUGAUAGCACCCUUUGAUAUGCGGAGCGAGUUUUCACGGUGACGGUGUUGGUGUUGGUGCUAUGCACACUCGUCUGAAUUAAAGUACACCCGUCUGGAAACACUCCCAAGCCUGUUUAUUCCAAGUUGAAGGGAUGCUACAGUGAAAACUCGACCACGAUGUGGAGUGAAAACUCAACUCAACGUUAGUAUGAUUGCCGUCCGCCAUUUGUGUACCUGACUGCCACCUUCUGUUCAAACGCCCUCACUUCAACCGGCACCCAGGCAAGAUCAGUCCUUUUUGUUUGCUGAUUGCUGCAUUCAAUCACAGGGACUCUUUGAUUACGAACAGUGAUAUUUAUGUAAGGGACUGAAGUCACCUUUUAUGAACAAUUUACUGUAUAUUUGAUGCUCUAAAUUAAUCAUACAUUUGAAAGGUGCAUUUAAAGCUACAGAAAGGUGACUUUACAAAAAACUAUUGAACAAAUUGAACCUGUUAAAUGUAAAUUCAUUCAUGGGUAAAUCUGUAUGACAGCAUACCUUGCUAAGCUGUUUGUGUGUUAACCUACAUUUUUUGUUGAUGAUAAUCGCCCCAGUGCAUGCUUGAUAUUAAGUACUUGAGCUAUUAGUCUAUAUUUCAGUAAUUGAACUAGUUCAAGAUAAACAAACAACAACACAACUUAAACAAAAUGUCACUUAAUGGAGAAGAAGUAGUUAGCACACAUGAUCCACCGAUGAAAACGGAUAACCCAAAGCCAGUCAGGUCUAGUUCACGUGAAAGAACAUUUACAGAAAGGGGAUUAGAGAUGCACAAACAGGAAGCUAUUAAACACAAUAAAGAAUUCAUGAAAGCUUAUGGCCGCUGGAAAGAAUUUGCAGGAGAGAUUAGGACUGCACUAAAAUCAUUCUCUUCUCAAGAUGAACUAAAUAACAUCAGAGAAGAUAUCCAAAGUCGACACAGUGCAGUAAGUGAAUGUUAUGAGCCCAUUCAACGCAACCAUGAUGCCACCCCAGACAUUGUACCAAAAAUGGAUGCUUGUAUAGCACUCACUGCAGAGAGCAGCGAAAUAAUAGAGAAGCGGCUUGAAACUGUAGAUGAGGUCUUUAAUCCAGAACUUGUGAAACUACGAGUGAGGAUGGCACUUAGGAAGGAUGAGUAUGGAUCUAUCUUCGGACACACAAAGACAGAUACUGUACUCUCUCUGGCAGACAAUUCUAUCCACUCAUAGGGCUCAAGCAAACAUCUAGAUGCAGGAGCAGAACUCGCAGCGCAACAAGAAAAGGCUAAAGCAGUAUAUCAAAUACAAGCUCAAGAAGUUCUUAGCAAGUUAGAAGAAGAGAAGCAGCUAGUUCUUAAAAGGUUAGAAGAAGAAAGGCAAGUUGCUCUUCAAAGGAUAUAGGCAAAUAUGCGUCAGGAAAAGAAAAGACUGCAGCAAAUUCAAGCAGAGUCAGAAGUAAGAAUAGCAGAGGCGAGAGUAAACGCAUACGAGAGCUUUGAACAUGACUUCAGAGACUGUCUAAAAGAGACCGAUCUCACAGUUGAAUCCAAAAGCCAGCUUAAUCCAAUGGCCAACGCAUACCAGCCUCCCCAAGCGCACGCCAAAGCGCUAGCAUCUCAUGAGAAAGAUAGCCUUACUCAAGCACUCAUUAACUCACUCAAUAUGAAUCGCCUGCCUGCUCCUGAGCCACCAAAGUUCUCUGGCGAAGCCCUAAAGUAUGUAGACUGGAAGAUGUCCUUCAUGGCCCUCAUAGACCACCAGCCUCUCCCCGCUCAUGAAAAAAAGUUUUACUUAAAAAACUAUCUGAGUGGAGAAGCACGUAAAGCUGUAGAGGGAUUCUUCUAUAGAAACUCAGAAGAAGCAUAUCAUGGGGCCUUAAAGGUCCUGGAGGAAAGGUACGGAAACCACUUCAUUGUGCAAAAGGCUUUUAGAGACAAGCUCAUGAAGUGGCCCACGGUUGGUACCAGUGGUCCUGCUGCACUUCGAGAGUUUGCUGACUUCCUGCAAGGAUGUGUUGAAGUGAUGCCUCAUGUGAAAGGAUUGGCCAUCUUGGACGACUGGGAAGAGAACCACAAACUGCUGAAGAAAUGACCUGACUGGAUCACACGAAGAUGGAGCAGAGUCGUCACGGAAAGGUUGGACGAAUCCGGGGAUUACCCAAGCUUUUCCUGUUUCACAAGGUUCAUCUAGAAGGAGGCUUGGAUAGCAUGUAACCCUGUCACCUCUCCACUUCUGAUCAAGGCCACAGAUGACAGGCAGCCCAAGAGAGCUAGAGCACUUCACACAAACACUAAAAGGAACAAUCCCACAGAAAAUGUUGAGAAAGUGUUCAGCACCAAGUCGAAGCCACCUUGUCCUAUCUGCAAAGAUGAGAUGCACGGCGUCGUAAAGUGCCCUACAUUUGCAGCAAAAUCUCUGGAAGAUAAGAAAGCCUUCAUACGGGAAAACAAUUUGUGCUACGGAUGUUUGAGAAAGGGACAUAACAGUAAGGAUUGCAAAACGCAACACACUUGUGUCAUAUGCAGCAGAAGUCACCCCACCUGUCUACAUGAAGAGAGAUCUGUGGAAGCAAAAGAGAAACAGUCCACUUCCACAGAUAAAGACGUUAGUCAGGAAGAGAUCAAAGUGACGUCCCAUCCAGUGACGCAGCGCGUCUUUGCCACAUCAAGCAUCGUCCCUGUUUUCAUGUCAUCUGCAAAUGAACCACAGAAAGAAGUUAUAACGUAUGCUCUUCUAGACACGCAGAGUGAUUCGACAUUUGUCUUGGAAGACCUACUCGAAGAGCUGAACAUGGAGACAAAACCAGUACAGCUUAAACUGAGCACCAUGACAGCUGUUGACACACCCAUAGCAAGCAAAAGUGUCUGCUGUCUACAAGUUCGAGGACUACAGUCUGGAAAACAGAUUCAGCUGCGGCAGGCCUAUACUUGUGGUUUCAUCCCGGUCGACAAGUCCUACAUUCCGACUUCUGAAACAGCGCUGCUCUGGCCUCAUCUAAAGCAUCUAGCAAACAAACUUCCACUGCUGAAGGACUGUGAGGUGGGACUGUUAAUUGGAAAUGAUUGCCCGUUGGCGCUAGCCCCCCAGGAAGUCGUCAUAGGAGGCGAAAAUGAUCCAUUCGCCCAGAGAACGGAACUCGGCUGGAGCAUUGUAGGCUCAUCCAAUCCACAUCUGGAUCGCCAGGGAAACCAGAGGUUUGUCCAUCGAGUGACAGUGAAGGAAAUACCAGCGGCAUCAACCAAUGACGUGCUGAAGGUCUUGGAAUCAGACUUCAAUGAAAGGAAGUAUGCAGAUAAAGACAAGUAUGUGUCACAAGACGACGUUCGCUUCAUUCAGCUCCUGAGUGACAACAUAACUCAAAGGAAAGAUGGACACUAUGAAAUGCCCCUUCCUUUCAAGAGCACAGAGCCACCUCUGCUACCAGACAACAAGAAGCUGGCAACAGUUCGACUGCAGCACCCAAAGAAAAGAUUGAAAAAUAAUGAGCGGUAUAAAGAACAGUACAAAGCCUUAAUGAAGGAUAUGAUAAAGAAAGGCGACGCAGAGCCAUCCUCUCCUGCGACAGAACAGCAGACUACGUGCUACAUAACACACCAUGGGGUGUUCCACCCCAAGAAGCCAGAGAAGCUAAAGGUAGUCUUUGACUGUUCAGCGAAGUUCCGUGGUGUCUCACUAAAGGAUACAUUGCUAACAGGUCCUGACCUGGUCAACUCUCUCCUUGGAGUCCCUGUCGUUUCAGGAAAGAGGUGGUAGCCAUCAUAUGCGACAUCGAGAAAAUGUUCCAUCAGUUUUACGUUUCUCCUGAAUUACGGAACUACGGAACUCAAGAUUAUCAAAUGGCUGUCCACCUAUUCGGUGCCGCUUUGUCACCCGGAUGUGACAACUUUGGCCUGAAGUACUUGGCACGUCAACACAAGGAAGAGUAUCCAUCAGCAUCAGCCUUUGUUGAAAAGAACUUCUACGUCGAUGAUGGGCUUAUCAGCGUCCCCUCCGUAGAAGAAGCAAAGGAGUUGAUUGCUGAAGCACAAGAGUUGUGCAAGGGAGGAGGUUUGCGUCUACACAAGUUCAACUCAAACGAAAGAUCCGUCCUGGACUCUGUGGAUCCAACUGAGAGAGCAGUCACAUCUGAACCCCUAAAUCUGGACCUAAAUGCAGCUCCAGCAGAACGUGCUCUUGGUGUCCAGUGGUCCCUUGAACACGACACCUUCAGCUUUAAUGUAAACCCACAACCCAGGCCAUCCACACGUCGCGGAAUCCUAUCCGUCAUUGCUUCUUUGUACGAUCCAGUCAGAUUCGUGGCUCCGUUUAUCUUAACUGGAAAGUGCAUCCUCCAGGAGCUGUGUCGUCGAGGCAUUAACUGGGAUGACCCACUUCCCGAAGACUUAAGUCCACGGUGGGAGAGUUGGAAGAGCGACCUACAAAGGCUGAAGGAAGUCUCAAUACCGAGAUGCUACCAACCACAAGGCUUCUGCAAAACUGUCACAAGGGAACUGCACCACUUCUCCGAUGCCAGCAAUAUAGGAUAUGGCUCGUGUUCCUAUCUGAGAAGCAAAAAUGAAGAUGGUCAAGUUCACUGCAGCCUCGUGAUGGAAAAGGCAAGAGUUGCGCCUACAAAACUCACAAGCAUUCCAAGAUUGGAACUUUCAGCAGCAGUGGUCGCUGCAAUAUCAAGUGUCAUGCUGAGAAACGAGCUUGAAAUGCCGAUCCAUGCAGAAUUAUUCUGGACUGACUCCCAAACUGUCCUGGUUUAUAUUGGUAAUGAAGCAAGAAGGUUCCAUGUCUUCGUUGCCAAUCGUGUGCAAAUGAUCAGAGAGCACACCAGCCCCAGCCAAUGGCACUACAUAGACACAACAGAAAACCCUGCUGACCAUGCGUCGAGAGGUCUAAACGCAGUGGACAUCUCCUCAACAAACUGGCUAUCAGGACCCAAGUUCCUGUGGGAACAAGAAAUACAUCCAGUCUCCAGCGAGUCUCGCCUCACUCCUGAGUUGCUUGUCGGUGAUCCUGAGGUCAGGUCAAUGCAGGCGUUCACAACUAAGGUUGAACCUUCCGAGUCAGACUUUCUUACCCGUCUAAAUCGAUUAUCCUCCUGGUCAGAACUCCUGAAAGUCAUUGCAAGAAUCAAGAGGCUGAACUCAAGGCAAAAUCAUCCUGGCAAACCUGUGAGUGUAGAAGAACGCGAAACAGCUGCCAAAUCAGUAGUGAAGCUUGUUCAAGAAGAAGCAUUCUCCCAAGAGAUGGAGAUACUUCAAAAGGGAAAACGUCUUCAAAACUCCAGCCCUCUGUUUCGCUUGAAUCCCAUCUUAGAAGGAGGAGCACUUCGUGUUGGUGGAAGACUGGAUCAGUCAUCCUUAAGACUAGAAGUCAAACACCCUUUGAUUCUACCCAAAGGAGGACAUAUUAACAAGUUGAUUUUGACCCACUGCCACGAGAGGAUCUGUCACCAAGGACGUAAUCAAACUAACAGAACUUCGAGCCAAUGGGUUUUGGGUCAUUGGGGGAAGUAAUUCAGUUGCUAAGCUGAUACACAGAUGUGUGAAGUGCAGAAGACUCAGACGGCCUGUAGAAGAACAACGCAUGGCAGAGCUUCCUAAGGAACGUGUGGAAGUCUCUGCUCCCUUCACAUACUGUGGCAUCGAUUGCUUCGGCCCAUUCAUCACUA
Gasterosteus aculeatus aculeatus (three-spined stickleback) is the source of this 5843-nucleotide messenger RNA. The record is from RefSeq and is a predicted model, not a curated record. NCBI's taxonomy places the organism in Eukaryota, Metazoa, Chordata, Actinopteri, Perciformes, Gasterosteidae.